This is a messenger RNA of Coregonus clupeaformis (lake whitefish), 1455 nucleotides long. RefSeq names its product E3 ubiquitin-protein ligase DCST1. Bases 223 to 1455 code for a protein of 410 amino acids. The transcript is spliced from 10 exons. The record is from RefSeq and is a predicted model, not a curated record. NCBI's taxonomy places the organism in Eukaryota, Metazoa, Chordata, Actinopteri, Salmoniformes, Salmonidae.
UGAGCAUUAUAUUCGCUCGCACGCGGAUGGAGAGGCCCAUGCCAAAUGCUGUGAGGAACGCUAUGGCGAUCGUGGUAUACACGCAGUACCACAGUCCUUGGUUCUGUACGAACAGUGCAGUCAUUCCGUACACAGAGGCAAGGAAUAGGCCAAACAAAAAACCGCCCAAACUCCGCACAAGCCCACGCAGACGAGGAUCACGGAAAGGUUUGGUCUUGCUUCAUGGACGACGCCUUGGGAAUCUGGGAACCCUGUCAAAAAGGCUUGGAGAGGUUCAGUAAGUGGGUUCUGCCAGAUUUUGCCCACCGGUUCCUCUUUAGUCAGUCUCAGGAUUUCCCAGUUGCUCGUUUCUUCCUGGGAGCAUUAUUUGGUGCUGUCAGUGGUGCAGGUUUAUUUUUGGGUCUCUUCCACAAUGUCUCAAUGACCACUGUAAACAGGUUCUUAGCAGGAUAUGCUUUUGUUGCUGUAUCUAUUCUGGGUGGGGCGUUUUCCUCCUACUUUCGCUGCUCGGUCCUCCUGAUCUUUCCCAGCAUGCUCGGCUCCCGUGGCAGGGCGUACCUCAUGCUGUUUGUCCUCUAUGGCCUGUAUAGGGGCCCAAUCGCCAACAUCCACCGUAAUGUCCAGGAUGUGACCUUCUCUAUGGGCUGCAACAUUGAGCUCCAGAUCAAACACAGCAAGGUCAUGUGGAGGGUGGUGAUGGAGCCCUUCAUGCAGGUGGUGCAGGGUAUUGUGGAGGAUAAUUGGGAGUUCCAGGACGAGGCUAAGAGUGUGAGCAGGAAGUUUCAGAGCAUCAGGGAUGAGGUCAUGGGGCAGUAUGGCUAUGACUCCAUGGAACAGGGCCCUGUUGCUGCCGGCAACAGCACCCAGGAUUUGUAUGCAGCAAAGACGAUGAUGCGAUGUGACUAUGUGGUGGAGCAGGGGAUAGAGCGCUGUCGGGAGUGGUUUGAGGUCAAGUGGCAGGACUGCAUGGAUGCCAUCAAGGCCCCAGUCAUCAACCACAUCCUGUGUGUGUCCAUGAGAUUCCACUUCCUCUGUGACAUCAUGAGAGUCAUGAAGCCCUGGUGCAGGGAGGAGAUCCCAGUGGAAGGGAACUUUGGGCAAACUUUUGACAAGCUCAACUUCUCCAUUGACGCACUGUCCAGAGAAUUCAGCACUAACGUAGUGCUCCAGGAGGAGGAGCAGCAGUCUGUGUUUGGUGUCUCAGCCCUACAGGGGGAUUUCACAGAGGGUCUGAGUAAAGCCUUCGAGGAGACCAAGGUCAUCCUGGACCAGUUUCUGGUCCUCAUCCAGCUCCUCCUCUCCUGCACCUUCAUCACCAUCUUCACCUCAGCGUUUGGAUAUGCGAAGCAGUAUACCCAAGACAUUCGCUUUGACAACAUCUACAUCACCACCUACUUCAGACAGAUUGAUGCCAGGAGAAAGAGAGCAGUAAGCAAACAAAAGAUAAGGAGAUAA